UAUCUGGCUGAGUCGGGCGAGCCGUGGCGCCUCGUGCCGGGGAGCCAUUGCCGCAGCCCGAAGCCAGGUCCCGAGUGAGGGACUGCAGGAAGAGGCGACGGCGUCGGCCGCGGGAGCCCCCCCCCCCCGGGGUCUGGGACUGGCGAACCGCCUCCGGCUUCACGAUGCCAGUAUGGACAGAAUAGCUUAUGAUGCUUAUCCACACCCACCACUUUCGAGACAUUGAGCGCAAGCCGGAAUACCUCCAGCCGGAGAAGUGUGUCCCACCUCCCUACCCUGGUCCUGUGGGAACCAUGUGGUUUAUCCGCGACAGCUGUGGCAUCGCCUGUGCCAUCGUCACCUGGUUUCUGGUCCUCUAUGCAGAGUUUGUGGUCCUCUUUGUCAUGCUGAUUCCAUCCAGAGACUAUGUAUACAGCAUCAUCAACGGAAUUGUAUUCAACCUGUUGGCCUUCUUGGCCCUGGCCUCCCACUGCCGGGCCAUGCUGACGGACCCCGGGGCAGUGCCCAAAGGAAAUGCCACUAAAGAAUUUAUCGAGAGUUUACAGUUGAAGCCUGGGCAGGUGGUAUACAAGUGUCCCAAAUGCUGCAGCAUCAAGCCCUACAGAGCCCACCACUACAGUGUUUGUAAGCGGUGCAUUCGCAAGAUGGACCACCACUACCCUUGGGUCAAUAAUUGUGUCGGCGAGAACAACCAGAAGUACUUCGUCCUGUUUACAAUGUACAUAGCUCUCAUUUCCUUGCACGCCCUCAUCAUGGUGGGAUUCCACUUCCUGCAUUGCUUUGAAGAAGAUUGGACAAAGUGCAGCUCCUUCUCACCGCCCACCAUGGUGAUCCUCCUCAUCCUGCUGUGCUUUGAGGCGCUGCUCUUCCUCAUUUUCACGUCAGUGAUGUUUGGGACCCAAGUGCACUCCAUCUGCACGGAUGAGACGGGAAUAGAACAAUUGAAAAAGGAAGAGAGAAGAUGGGCUUAAAAAACAAAAUGGAUGAACAUGAAAGCAGUUUUUGGCCACCCCUUCUCUCUAGGCUGGGCCAGCCCCUUUGCCACGCCAGAUCAAGGGAAGGCAGACCCGUACCAGUAUGUGGUCUGAAGGACCCCUGACCAGCAUUGCCACUCAGACACAAACCACAUCACAGCACUAUCGUCCGAUCUGUUCUCAUGAAUGUUUAGACCGAAAAGCAAAUCAACUACUCUAAAACUUUUUUUAUGUCUCAAGUAAAAUGGCUGACCAUUGCAGA
Marmota flaviventris (yellow-bellied marmot) is the source of this 1236-nucleotide messenger RNA. RefSeq names its product palmitoyltransferase ZDHHC3-like. NCBI's taxonomy places the organism in Eukaryota, Metazoa, Chordata, Mammalia, Rodentia, Sciuridae. Gene Ontology annotation, molecular function: palmitoyltransferase activity. The record is from RefSeq and is a predicted model, not a curated record.